This is a messenger RNA of Erigeron canadensis, 1351 nucleotides long. RefSeq lists its product as uncharacterized. Gene Ontology annotation, cellular component: Fanconi anaemia nuclear complex. Gene Ontology annotation, biological process: interstrand cross-link repair. The record is from RefSeq and is a predicted model, not a curated record. The transcript has 9 exons. Lineage: Eukaryota; Viridiplantae; Streptophyta; Magnoliopsida; Asterales; Asteraceae. The coding region runs from base 1 to 1329 and encodes 442 amino acids.
AUGGGGGAUACAGCAGAGGAGAUAUCUACAAUCUCAGUACAAGAUUUGUUAAGAUAUAUAAAAGGGUUUGUGGAUAUAUUAAUUUUAGGUUCUGGGUAUCAAUCUUCUGGCCAUUUUGCUCUUUGGGAUCCCAUCAACAUUAAAAAGGCCUUCCAAUGGGCCCUUUUCUUUGAAAAUGUGUUCAAGAGCAUAGAAGGCAAUCAAGAUUAUUUAGAUGAUGUUGACACAGCCUUAUCUAAACUGACAUCAGAUCCUCAUUUUCCGCAAGGGCUAACACAUAUGUCAUCUGCUACACUUAGUAAAGCCAGAGGCUUUACAAUAGAACAUUUUAUUAGUACUCUACCAAUGAGGGAUACACAUCUAAAAGCUGUUUUAAAAGCAACCAUUGAAAUGGACCUUGAUGAACUCCAGAGGACAGAAACUAACUACUUGGAUGUAUAUCUUGACAAGUUGACUCUGCAAAAUGAAGAGGGAAUGGACUUUUUGCCUAUUCCUUGUCCUGAUGAUGUUCUAAAUCCGAAGGCUAAAGAUGACAUGAAAGUUGAUCUGUCAACAUUUGCUAUUGGGGGAAUUACAAAAAGGCAACUUGCGGUCUCAUGUGUUUCAUCAAUAGAGACAAGUGUGAAUGUUCUUGCCAAGACCAUGGGACAAGGAAACUCAAAUGAGGUUCCCGAUGACUUCCUUCAAGAACAACAAAAUCACGUAGCAGCUUCUUUGUGGAAUCUGUGGCGAACAAGAGCCCUUUCAUAUCUACUUGAUAAGCGGACUAUUAGAUUGAUUUCAGGCGCGGGCAUGAUUUUUUAUGCCCCGAAGGCUCAGUGGCUACAGGUUUUUGGACGGCUAGAUAUGUCAGUAGAAGCCAAUGCGAUCUUCCAUGAGACAAUUGAGCUCUUACUGGCAGGGUGUAUUUCAAGUCGAUGGAAUUAUGUGACUCAACAUAUCAUGUUGAAUUCUCAUGAACAACCUCUUAGUAUGUCCACUCUAUAUGAAGGAGUGCACAAGUUGAUCCUUCAAAGAAUUCAAAAUCUCAAUAAUAUACAUGAAACAAGGAACUCAAAGGAACAAGAAAUUGUUGAGUAUCUCGAAGUAAAGUUAAGAAAUCAAAUUGAUCGGUUGUGGGAACUCUCGCCAGCACUUGUAGCAGCAUCACUUCCUCCCUGGUCUCUAUUAUUUGAACUAUAUGCAAGUGAUUUGUUGAGUCAAUUUAAAGGGAAAACUACAAAGAUUCGAUGCUGCAAUUGUAGUGACAACAAGGAACACACAGAAUGUGAAGUUGCAGAGAGAAUUUGGUGCCUCUACAUUUUUCAUGUAUCGAAUAUCCAUUCUUAAUAUUCCUUGGAAUAUUCGCUUG